UUUCCUAUUGUUAACAUGCCAAUUAUCCUCAAAUUGAUCUAUAGAUUCAACAGAAUCCUAAUCAAAUUCUCAAAGGACUUUUUCUUUUUGACAUUGACAAACUGACUUUAAAAUUUCUACAGAAAUGCAAAGGACCUAGGAAGAACUAACUUUGUAAAAGAACAUUGUUAAAGGACUAAGACAGCCUAAUUUCUAGAUUUAUUAUAAAGCUAAAGUAACCAACAGAGUGUGAAAUUUCCAUGAGAGAAAAAUAAAUGGAAGAGAAAAAAGUGCACAGAAAUUGACCUUCAAAAAAUAUACACAACUGAUACUCUACCAAUUUCCAAAUGUAAUUCAGUGGAGAAAAGAUUGUCUUUACAAAAAUAGUUCUAAAAUUAUCAGAUAUAUGUAAGCAAGAGGUACAUUUUUAAAUAAAAACUUUGAUUUAUAUAUUGUGCUGUUUACAAAAAUUAAAACCUUGUCCUUUGGAUAGGCCAAGUUUUCACAGAUACAUCAAAAGAAGCACAAUCCAGAAAAGAACAAAUUGAUACAUUGGACUUCAUCAAAUUAAAAAAACUUCUCUUUGAUACUGUUAAGACAAUGAAAGGGAAAAGCCAAGGAUGAAGUGAAAAAUUUGCAAAUCAUAUAUCUGAUAACCUGUUUACAUCUAGAACACAGCAAGGAUUCUCAAAACUAAAUAUGACAUCCAGCAACACAAUUUAAAAACGGGGGAAAAAAUCCACAGAAACUUCAACCGAGGAGAGAUAAGGAUGGCAAAUAAGCAAAUAUAGAGAUGUUCAAUACCAGUAGUCAUUAGGACACACAAAUGAAACCCAGAAUGAGAUUGCACUACACACCUGUUAGAAUCCGGCUGCACAGGUGGCGUCAGCGCUGCCCAGCCUCCAGGAAGGAACCUAGGCUGCACGUGGCUGGCGGUCUCCUAGCGACUAGAGCGGCAGGGAUCAGGAACCGCGGAAACUGGAGAGGUGGCACCCCAGCAAGGGCCACCAUGGGGGACCAGAGGCCGCAGGACUGGCCGAAGUCCCCGGGCAUGGACUUCAAGCCCUGGUACUGUGACAAACCGCCUUCCAAGUGCAUCGCGAAGCGCAAGUACAGGCGCCUGAGGUUCCCGCCCAUGGACACCCAGAACUGGGUAUUCGUGACAGAGGGCAUGGACGACUUCCGCUACGGCUGUCCGUCUCCUGAAGAUACGCUCAUUUGUCGCCGUGACGAGUUCUUACUCCCCAAAAUCUAUCGCAGAGGUCCCCAAACUGACACCAAAAGCGGGCAGAAAAAGUUGCUCAAGAAAGCGGCCCUGUUUUCCAAGCUCUCUCCAGCCCAGCUAGCACGGAAGACGUUCGUAGAGGAAGUGGAAGCCCAGCUGACGGCCAAGCAUCCCUUGGCCAUGUACCCCAGUCUUGGAGAAGAUAUGCCUCCAGAUCUCCUACUACAGGUGCUGAAACUGCUGGAUCCUGAGAGGAAGCUGGAGGAUGCUUGGGCCCGUUGUGAGGCCCGGGAGAAAACAACCGAGGUACCCACAGAGCCUGGUAAAUACCCCUGUGGGGAACUCUGCCCAAAGCCUCCCGAGACUCCGGUGUCCCAUCUCCGCCCGGAGCCUCCCAAGACUCCGGUGUCCAGUCUCCACCCGGAGCCUCCUGAGUCUGGAGUGUCCCAUCCCCGCCCGGAGCCUCCCAAGACUCCGGUGUCCAGUUUCCGCCCAGAGCCUCCCGAGACUGGAGCGACCCAUCUCGGCCCGGAACAUCCCAACACUCGUCGGGUGUCCAGUCUCCUACGACAGCUACUGAAACUGGAUUCUGAGAGGAAGCUGGAAGACGCACGGGCUCGUUGUGAGGGCCGGGAGAAGACAACCAACGAACACACAGAGCCUGGUAAAUACACUUGUGGGGAAUUCUGCCUGCGGCCUUUCGAGACUCCGUUGUCCAGUCUCCGCUCAGACCCUCCCGAGACUGGAGUGUCCCGUCUCCGCCCAGAGCCUCCCAAGACUAGGGUGUCCAGUCUUCCCCUGAAGCCUUCCGACACUAGAGUGUCCCAUCUUCGCCAGGAGCCUCCCAAGACUCCGGAGUCCAGUCUCCGGCCAGAGCCUCCUGAGACUGGAUUGUCCCAUCUCUACCAAGAGCCUCUCAAGACUCGUCGGGUGUCCAUUCUCUGCCGUGAGCCUCCAGAGACUGGAGUGUCCCACCUCUGCCCGGAGCCUCCCGACACUCGCGUAUCUCAUCUCCACCGGGAGCCUCUGGAGACUGGAGUGUCCCAUCUCCACCUAGAGCCUCCCAAGACUCGUCGGGGGUCCAGUCUCCACUCGGACCCUUCUGAGACUGGAGUGUCCCAUCUCCGCCUAGCGCCUCCCAAGACUCGUCGGGGGUCCAGUCUCCACUCAGAGCCUUCCGAGACUGGAGGGUCCCAUCUCCGCCCGGAGCCUCCCAAGACUGAAGUGUCUCAUCUCCAGUCAGUGCCUCCCAAGACUGGAGCGUCCCAUCUCCGCCCAGAACCUCCUGACACUAGUCGGGUGUCCAAUCUCCUACUAUACAUGCUGAAAGUGCUGGAUUCUGGGAGGACGCUGAAGGAUGUAUGGGCUCGUUGUGAGGCCCGGGUGAAGAAAACCGAGGAACCCACCGAGCCUGAUAAAUUCCCUUGUGGGGAACCCUGCUUGCAGCCUCCGGAGACUCAGGUGUCCCAUCUCCACCCAGAACCUCCCAAGACACGUCGGGCGUCCAGUCUCCACCCGCAGCCUCCCAAGACUCGUCGGGCGUCCAGUCUCCGCUCGGAUCCUCCCAAGACUCGUCGGAGGUCCAGUCUCCGUCCAGAGCCUCCCAAGACUCGUAGGGUGUCCAGUCUCCGCCCGGAGCCUCCCAAGACUCAUCGGGUGUCCAGUCUCCGCCCGGAGCUUCCCAAGACUCGUCGGGUGACCAGUCUCAGCCCGGAGCCUCCCAAAGCUCCAGUGUCCCAUCAGUUCUCGGAGCCUCCCAAGAUUCGAGCGUCCUACAUAAAAGAACUGUUUCACGAAGAUACACCAAACACAACAGAGUGUGUUUCUGACUCUCUUCAAUAUAGAUACACAUCAGAAAAACUCCGUGAAUUCUUCAAGUGGGCUGCAGACCUGGGAGCUGAUGAAGAAUCCAUCAGGAAUCUGUGUGACUUUACCCCCAAGUACAGAGAAACCUAUUACGACCAAAAGCUUAAGAAGGUAAAAGAGUAUUCCUCAGAGCUGAAGUACAGCAUGGAGCUAGAUGAAAUGGAUGAGGCUAAAUUCUUCUCACAGGAAAAAUACUGGGGCAGGAAAUUCCACACGCCAUCGAAUUCUUAUACUGCACAGCGUGUGAAGAUGAAGUAUGGAGCAUGGUACCUCAAGCCUAAGUUGUGGAAAAAGCUAAGAAGUGAUGAACAUUUGAUUGACCCCAAGCUCUUGCUUGAAAAGCCUGAUGAACCUGACAUUCUUGACGAACUUUAUGGACCAAUUGCCUUUAAGGAUUUCAUUCUAAGCAAGGGCUACGAAAUGCCUGGCAUCCUUGAAAGACUGUUUGCCAAGAAGGGAUGGACUUAUGACUCUGUUAAGACUCCCAUUCAACGUGCAAUACGAUUUUACAAGUACAAAGAAAACGCAGACGCAUCGGAAGAAGAUUAGGUGGUUUUCAAUUUACUAUUUAAUUGGGUAUUUCUUGCUCUCAUUUUUUUUUUUUUUUAAAUUUAUUUAUUAUUAUUAAACUUCAAGUUGUAGGGUACAUGUG
This is a messenger RNA of Chlorocebus sabaeus (green monkey), 3722 nucleotides long. NCBI's taxonomy places the organism in Eukaryota, Metazoa, Chordata, Mammalia, Primates, Cercopithecidae. The record is from RefSeq and is a predicted model, not a curated record.